AUGGACGUGCAGUGCCAGGGGACGGAGGCGGCGCUGGGGACCUGCACCUACAAGCAUGCGGAGAACCUCUGUGAGCACUUCGACGACGUGGGGCUCGCUGGCCUGGAGAGCCCUGGAUCAGGGCAGGGACGGGUGGACGCCUGGGAUACCGGGGGGGGCUGGGCUCUGACUGAGCAGCCUUGCUGGGACCUAGUGGUGAGAGCAGGAGUCUGGGAGCCAGGUCUUGGGUCUACCCUUGCUCUGUACGUUUUGGUCACUCCCUGCUCCUCAUUUCUGUCUCUCCACCUGCCUUUCCCUGCAGAGGUGCCAAAGGUGCCGGUUCGGCUGGUGGGCAGCAACGGCACACACUGCAGUGGACAGGUGGAGAUUUUCCACCAGGGCCGCUGGGGCACCGUGUGUGGGCUGGGUUGGGACCUGAGAGAUGCCAAGGUGCUUUGCCGGGAGCUGGGCUGCGGGAGCCCGCGGUACAUCGCCCAAAGCUGCAGCAAGUUCAGUCGGAGCUCAGAGCCCAUCCUGCUGGGCCUGCUGGACUGCACCGGGAACGAGACCUCGCUGACCCAAUGCCAAUUUCAGGACUGGGCAGAAAAGCCCUGCCCGCACCCCUGGGACACAGGAGUCACGUGCCAAGAGCCCUUUGCGCUGCGGCUGGUGGACGGCCCAGGGAGGUGCGCCGGGCGGCUGGAGGUGCAGUAUGACGGGGAGUGGGGCACCGUGUGUGACGACCACUGGUCCAAUUCCAGUGCCGACGUGGUGUGCCGGGAGCUGGGCUGUGGCCUUGCUGAGCCAGUGGCCCCAAAGCUGAAGGACCGGCCCCGCUUUGGCAAGGCUACGGGGAGAAUAUGGCUGGAUGACGUCCGCUGCAAAGGCACUGAGAAGACCCUGCAGAACUGUGCCCACCAUGUCUGGGGCUACCACGACUGCACCCACCAUGAGGACAUCAGCGUGGUCUGCCAGGAGAGCUGAGCCAUCCACAGCUCCUCCGCGGCCUCCCACGGCUCCCCUGCCGUCUGAGCUUCCAACUUCCCGGCCCUGCCUGCCCAGCCUGGGAUGAACACAGGGACCCAGAGCAUUCCUCUGCCCCUCCCCCCAAGCCACAUUCUGUGGGCUCUGCAGUUCCUGG
Messenger RNA from Pelodiscus sinensis (Chinese soft-shelled turtle), 1120 nucleotides. The record is from RefSeq and is a predicted model, not a curated record. NCBI's taxonomy places the organism in Eukaryota, Metazoa, Chordata, Testudines, Trionychidae.